Thyridium curvatum is the source of this 1554-nucleotide messenger RNA. RefSeq lists its product as uncharacterized. Bases 1 to 1554 code for a protein of 517 amino acids. NCBI's taxonomy places the organism in Eukaryota, Fungi, Ascomycota, Sordariomycetes, Thyridiales, Thyridiaceae. The transcript has a single exon. The record is from RefSeq and is a predicted model, not a curated record. Gene Ontology annotation, molecular function: protein binding.
AUGGGUUCCAGUAUGAGCCUGGAGAAGCCAGCCGCGCUCGACCGUGUCUUCGCCAGAGCGGAGACCGCCACUGCCCACAAGCGACCCGCCACCGACGACGACGUUUCUCUCGCGACCCCCCCUACCAAGCGCCGUCGUCUCUCAGCCGAGGAAGAUACGGCCGUGAUCAAAGACAUCUUGGCCAUUGGUGGCAUAAGCACCGCCAGCAAGCGAGGUGCUCCGGAUGACAACGACGAGAUCGAAGAUCGACCUCCAAAAUGUGCAAGAACUGAGAGCCAGGAGGAGCUGUGUGAGGACUACGACACCGAGGAGAAAGAAAAGCGCUGUCGAAUCACCGAGCUGCCACAAGAGCUGCAGCUAUCGAUCAUGAAACUUCUGGAACCCGAGGAUCUCUUCCUUCUCCAGAGAACCUGCCGAACUUUCUUUCACAUGUCAUUCGACAGGGCCUUCAGCCAGUACUUUGAGGAGAAACUCUUCCAAUUUAGCUACCCAACGUGGAGAACCUCUUUUUGGAAACCAGUCCUUGACCAAGACAAGAUAGCUCCGCUCAUCCAGGCUGAUAGGUUCUGUCAGACCUGCCGACAAGCCCGCAGCACAGGAUUGGUCAACAAGAAACGAAAGCGCCUUCUUGAGAAGGUGAUAUACUGCUCCGGCUGCCGCAAGAAACACCCAGAGCUUCUCUUUUCGUCGAUACAACGAGCAGCACCAUGGUGGAAGAGAAGAUGUAUCGGUCGGGAGGGCCAUAUUCAGCUCUGUGUCCACCAGACCCUGAGCUGGGAAAAGAUUGAGGAGCUCAGAGGCUUGGGUGGCGAGAGCCACACCAUCAAAUGCAACUACUGCGAGAAUCAAAAUAUCUUUCAGCUCCGCCAUCCAGCUUUGAGAUCUUGGGUCACUUACAACAACGUAGGCACAGUACUACCUGUCACUUCUUGGCAAACGCCGGAGUACAUCCAUAUCUCGACGGAAUUUCCCGUUUUCCGCUACGAGGCGGACCGAGAAAUAGAUCUUGAAGGUCUCAAGUCUAUCUGGCGCCACCACUCCAAACAUUUCUGGCUCAAACGGAUUACCUGCCCGCACAUCGAUCUAGAAAGCGACCAGCUAUUGGCGCCUUUCGGAGCUGCAGGGUGCGCCUGUCUUGGAGCAACUCCAGGACACAGAGAGAGGCAUGAGGAUCGACCUUAUUGCUGUGCAUGCCAGGGUGAAGCCGAGCCCGGACGAGUUGGCAAGCUGAUGCCUCGCUUCAACACAUCUCACUUGUACUGCUGCAGCUGCUGCAAAGCUUCAUACUCAUGGCAUAGGGAAGGCGACUGGGUUUGUCUCACUGUGGACAGGUCCAUAAGCCUUGGAAACGGGCCAGCUUCUGAGCGCUGGCUGACACAGAUAGUACCGGAGUCCUACUCGAUAACAGAUGCCAAGUCCACCAGGCACGUCACAUGGUGCGUCGACGAGUCUUGCGCCACGAGGGAGAGAUGGACAGCCGUUGGGAGGUUGCUGCGCGAUAUGGCUAGUAAGGAGAGAGUUAUGAAACUGAUGGGUAGAUAUCAGGGGAACUGA